AUGGCGGAACGUGGGAAGUAUGUCCCUCGUGCAGUGCUGGUGGACUUGGAGCCAGGAACGAUGGACUCUGUGAGGUCGGGUCCUUUUGGCCAGAUCUUUAGACCAGACAACUUUGUCUUUGGCCAGAGUGGGGCAGGUAAUAACUGGGCUAAAGGUCACUACACUGAAGGAGCUGAGCUGGUUGACUCUGUCCUGGAUGUGGUGAGGAAGGAGGCAGAGAGCUGCGACUGCCUCCAGGGCUUCCAGCUCACACACUCCCUGGGUGGAGGCACUGGCUCUGGCAUGGGCACGCUGCUCAUCAGCAAAAUCCGAGAGGAGUAUCCGGACCGCAUCAUGAACACUUUCAGCGUGGUGCCUUCGCCCAAGGUUUCAGACACSGUGGUGGAGCCCUACAAUGCCACCUUGUCUGUCCACCAYCUGGUSGAGAACACAGARGAGACCUWCUGCAUUGAUAAUGAGGCCCUGUAUGACAUCUGCUUCCGUACACUGAAACUCACUACACCCACCUAUGGUGACCUCAACCACCUUGUCUCAGCCACCAUGAGCGGGGUGACCACCUGUCUGCGCUUUCCUGGCCAGCUCAAUGCUGAUCUGAGGAAACUGGCUGUCAACAUGGUGCCCUUCCCCAGGCUGCACUUCUUCAUYCCAGGCUUUGCCCCCCUGACCAGUCGGSMCAGCCAGCAGUACAGGGCACUGACAGUUCCUGAACUCACCCAGCAGAUGUUUGAUGCCAAAAACAUGAUGGCUGCUUGCGACCCACGCCACGGGCGCUACCUUACUGUCGCCGCCAUCUUUCGGGGUCGCAUGUCUAUGAAGGAGGUGGACGAGCAGAUGUUGAACGUGCAAAACAAGAACAGCAGCUACUUCGUGGAGUGGAUCCCCAACAACGUCAAGACGGCCGUCUGRGACYUCCCUCCRCGCGGCCUCAAGAUGGCCUCCACUUUCAUUGGCAACAGCACAGCCAUUCAGGAYCUGUUCAAACGCAUCUCAGAGCAGUUCACUGCUAUGUUCCGCCGCAAGGCCUUCCUCCACUGGUACACGGGCGAAGGCAUGGACGAGAUGGAGUUCACAGAGGCUGAGAGCAACAUGAACGACUUGGUGUCCGAGUACCAGCAGUACCAGGACGCCACUGCUGAGGAAGAGGGCGAGUUUGAGGAAGAAGGCGAAGAGGAAUUGGCCUAAACAACAGCCAUGACCUGUUWYUUACUAUGCAAGAGUUAAGGGCUGGGAGACAAAGAUUAAACAGUUAGCUCCACUGAAAGUUUUGAAAUGAUAACAUUGAAAUAUUGUCCAGCCUUAAUGGGAGUGCAAAGAAAUUAGUUUAUAACUGGUUUUGGUUUAUAAAUGUUCACACUCUUGCCGUUUCAUUCAUGUUUGUGUUUCUUCCAUCCUGUUUUGAAUAUGAAUGUUUUCAACUUUAGUUUCGUCUUUGUUUAACGUGUAUCACCCAAAUGUCACACCYCUCUGAGUAGCGUUGGCAACCUUGAAACGUCUGGCAUGAGUCAGCAAACAAGUGGAAAAAACAACUUUGGACAUAUUGUUGAAAUUAAWAUGGCUAACGUUCCCUCUCUGUUAUACACAAGUCUCAGGAASUUCCAGUACUUGUCUUAUGUUAAAAUCCACCAUGUCCUGUAGCAGUUUGAGUCUAUAUAUAAYAGCUCAGUCCACUCAUUACAGACUGACUGCUUUGUCCACUCGGUGGUGGUGUUGUGCAGUAGUGUGRGUGAUCACCCUGUUUGUUCUUUAUCCAGUUCCAGGUUUAGAAUGUGUUUGAUGAAAGAGAAUGUCACAUUGGUCCGUUCAGGGCAUUUUUUGCUGAAUGUAACAUCUAUUCUGCAAGCAGAAUUAAAU
Messenger RNA from Paralichthys olivaceus (Japanese flounder), 1851 nucleotides. The record is from RefSeq and is a predicted model, not a curated record. Lineage: Eukaryota; Metazoa; Chordata; Actinopteri; Pleuronectiformes; Paralichthyidae.